Molecule: messenger RNA, 1262 nt
Organism: Coregonus sp. 'balchen'
Lineage: Eukaryota; Metazoa; Chordata; Actinopteri; Salmoniformes; Salmonidae
Source: the annotation of a GenBank genome assembly
AUGACUUUCUUUACUCCAAAUAAUAGUAAUAUAAGUUUGGAAACGGAAUUGGCAGAGGAUCUGCUCCGGGAUGAGCGCUUGGCUCGAGUUGAAAUAGCCCUUUUGAGCGUCAUAUUUUUCAGUGCCGCAAUUUUAAACGUUGUACUGCUAUUGGUGCUGUGGAAGCGUCGGAAGCAGCUGUCGAGGAUGCGCGUCUUUGUUUUUCACCUUUGCCUGGCAGACCUGGUGGUCACCUUUUUCCAAGUUUGUCCGCAGCUGAUGUGGGAUAUAACGGACAGAUUCAUCGGUCCUGACAUUAUCUGCCGCCUGGUGAAAUACCUGCAGGUCGUUGGCAUGUUCGCCUCCACUUACAUGAUUGUAGUGAUGACCAUUGAUCGCUACCAAGCAAUCUGUAACCCAAUGGUGACUUUCCAAAGGCGCAGAGCCCGCUGGAACGUGCCUGUGUGCGUUGCAUGGUCCGUGUCCCUCAUCGGCAGUCUCCCUCAAGUGUUCAUCUUCUCCCGAGUUCAAAUCGCGCCUGGUGUCUAUGACUGCUGGGCUGACUUUAUCAAACCCUGGGGACUAAAAGCUUACGUGACCUGGACCACUCUGGUGAUAUUUGUGUUACCAAUCUUAACUGUUAUCGUUUGCCAGGUGCGUAUUUGCCGAGCUGUUCAAAUCAACUUUCACAUGAAAACUCAUCAAGUAUCGGGAAUUGUCACCAAACCUCUGCCCUCCAGGGCCAGUAGCGUUGCUGGGAUGUCCAAAGCCAGGAUUAAGACCGUGAAGAUGACUGUGGUUAUUGUUCUUGUCUAUGUUAUCUGUUGGACUCCUUUCUUCACUGUCCAGCUGUGGUCUGUCUGGGAUGUCCAAGCACCCACUGAGAGUAAGUGCUCUUCAACUAAAAUUCAAUCAUAUUGUCAAAUGUUUUAAAGCCUGAAUUAAAACUUUACAAUGUAUGUUUAAUUUAUUUAUCUUCUAUUAGUGUAGGCCUACCCUAAAAUGUAUAGAAUUACAUGGAAUCAGGAUGCUGCUGCUUGAUAAUCAUAUUCUGUGUUUUAAAAUUGAUUUCAGCUGCAACUUUCUCUAUCCUGAUGCUCCUGGCGAGUCUGAACAGCUGUGCAAACCCCUGCAUCUACCUGCUCUUCAGUGGGAAGCUCCCCAAGAGACUCACGGCGUUGAUGUGUGUUAGCCAGUCGGACAUGAAGGACUCCAUACAAGAGGAAGCCACUGUGGUCAGCUCCUUGUACAUCAGUUUUAAGAGCCUUUCCGAAUCCAGAUGA